AUGGCCACCCUAAGUGGGCUGGUCACCGAGUGCCAACGACUGUCGAAUCUGAAGCACGACACGGCGUUGGUCGAGAAGAAACUUACAUCUUCAACGGUGCAAGCAGUUCGGCACACAAAGCAGCCGAACAACCAAACAAAGUCAUCAGCAGACGGUAAGUCACCACCAUCGCCGUGCUGGCAGUGCGGCGCGAUGCAUUUCGUGAAGGGCUGUCAGUUUUCCAAGCACUUUUGCAAGCAGUGCGGAAAAAUAGGCCACAAAGAAGGCUAUUGUGGUUGCUUCGCAACACCAUCAAGCUCGAAGUCCGUUGGGGACAAGAAGAAGAAGAAGAAAUCUUGCUCUACAAAGGUCAUUCAAACAGUGCAGCAGGUCAAUAGCCGCAGGAAGUACAUAUCCGUCAUUUUCAACAAGACUGUGGCAAAGUUACAACUGGAUUGCGGUUCCGACAUCACCGUUAUAAGCCAUACAACGUGGAAAACGAUCGGAUCCCCUUCAUUCUCAACGACAAGCGUGGAAGCAUCUACGGCAUCUGGGGAGCCCCUCGAAUUGGUAGGCGAGUUCAUUAGUCCGAUAACUAUUGGCCACGUCACGAAAACAACUAUCUGUUACAUCACGUCGGUCGAAAACUUGAACAUCAUCGGGUUGGACUGGAUGGACGCCUUCGAUCUUUGGUCGAAACCGCUUGCUGCCUACUGCAAACAGGAUGUGCAGCCCGUUUUUCGACCAAAGUGGCCCGUUCCGUUUCACGCUAUUCAAAAGUUGACGAAGAAUUGGAUCGACUGCAACGCUUCAGGAGUCAAGUCAGCUCCGGGCAUUUUCCAGCAGCUGAUGUCGAAAAUGGUUUCCGGCAUACGCGGCGUUGAAGUGUUUCUCGAUGAUAUUCUGGUGCAUAGCAAGACACUAGAGGAGCACAACCGAAUACUGAAUAUGCUUUUCCGGCGGUUGUUCGAAUAUGGAUUUCAUCUUCGCGCGGAGAAAUGUCGGUUGUACCAAGACCAGAUCAAGUAA
Molecule: messenger RNA, 1008 nt
Organism: Armigeres subalbatus
Lineage: Eukaryota; Metazoa; Arthropoda; Insecta; Diptera; Culicidae
Exons: 4
Coding region: 1-1008 (335 amino acids)
Source: RefSeq, a predicted model, not a curated record